CUCACUCACUCCUCUCUUGUUGUUCCUCUCUCACCCAAUUUAAGGUAACACUGAUCUCUCUCUCUCUCUCUCAUCUCUAUCACUAUCUCUCUGUCGCACAAUCCUCCCAUGGCAACCCCAGCCGCCUUUACAAGCCUCUCCCUGCUCCGAUUCACACCCAGACCCUCUCCAUCAUCUCCUUACACAAUCCCAUUCUUUACCCCUAACCCAAAGGGUCCGAAAUUCCGAUUCCGAUUGUUUUCAAUGGCCUCCUCGGACGACAAAGACUCACAGUUCAAGAAUCCGGGUCUCCAGGCUGUCCCGGAUGAGGAGACUAAGGGCUACAUCAUGCAACAAACUAUGUUUCGAAUUAAGGAUCCCAAAGUCAGUCUUGAUUUCUACUCUCGUGUCCUGGGCAUGUCGCUACUUAAGAGGCUGGACUUUCCAGAAAUGAAGUUUAGUUUAUACUUUCUGGGCUAUGUGGAUGCUGCCUCAGCUCCAACUAACCCAGUUGAUAGAACUGUUUGGACCUUUGGUCAGAAGGCUACAAUUGAGUUGACACAUAACUGGGGGACUGAAAGUGAUCCAGAAUUCAAAGGAUACCACAAUGGGAAUUCAGAACCUCGUGGCUUUGGACACAUUGGCAUCACUGUUGAUGACACAUACAAGGCAUGUGAGAGAUUUGAACGUCUGGGGGUUGAAUUUGUGAAGAAGCCGGAUGAUGGAAAGAUGAAAGGGAUAGCAUUCAUUAAGGAUCCAGAUGGUUACUGGAUUGAGAUCUUUGACCUUCAAACUAUAGGAAAAAUAACUCUGGGUACUUCUUGAGAUGGACCAAGUCAGUGGCACUUAUACGUAAGCUUCCCCGGUUGCUCACGUUAAUACUUGAGGCCUAGUCUAGUAAGUGGACUUUUUUAGUACUUAUUGUGUGCUUUUCUAUACUUGCUACUGGAGACGAGAGUUCUGUGGCAAGUUAUCUUUGUUUUGUCUACAACUGUUGUUCAGUUGGAGCAAUUGGUCUUUCUGAUCUCUAUUUGUUCAACAUUUGAUUGAUAAAGGGAAACUUUUGUAAGCCUUAUCACAUCUUACCAAUUCUAACCAAUCUUCGGCUCAUAGCAAUAAACCUCAUCGUAAUGUUUUGUCCUAGUACUACCCAAGAGCAAAACAUCAUAUUCACUGCACUCAAAUCCGCCACCAUUUUCCAUGAGAUGAAAAUGUAGAAAUCAAUCCCACGAAUACAUUGGAUAUUUUCUUUUUGGUUCAGGUUGCUAAGAUAGUUUUGUGUAAGAUAUAUGCACCAUUGGUUUUGUUAGUAAUGAAGAAAAGGAACCUUAUCGACAUUUUAAAGGGAAUAACGCUGGGUGCGAAACAAUGGGUAAGCCUCUGCUCCUCAUCGCCCUUCUUGAGGUUUUCAAUUGGGAAAGAUAAUUAGCAUCUUUAUUCUCCUCAAAUUUCAAAACUAGGUUGGGGGUGCUUCAAUGGAAAUGUGGAUGAGGUGCUUAAAUGGAUAUGUGGAUGAAGCACUCCCGAUCAACUUGAUUUACUU
Molecule: messenger RNA, 1522 nt
Organism: Fragaria vesca subsp. vesca
Lineage: Eukaryota; Viridiplantae; Streptophyta; Magnoliopsida; Rosales; Rosaceae
Product: lactoylglutathione lyase-like
Exons: 9
Coding region: 109-804 (231 amino acids)
Molecular function (GO): metal ion binding; lactoylglutathione lyase activity
Source: RefSeq, a predicted model, not a curated record